AAGAGUCCUCCCGGCUGGGAGAUUGGGAUCUACGUCACUGGGGCCCUUGCCUUGCUGGGGGUUGCUGCUGUGAACCUGUGGAAGCUUUGCAAAUCGGGCAGCUUCCCCAUCCCUUCUCCAUUCCCAAACUACGACUACCGGUACCUGCAGAAGAAGUACGGUGUGACCUAUUCGGAAGCCAGGCAAAAGAGAACGAUGGCGUGGAGCAGCCGAAAGACCAGCGAGCGCGGGUCUCCCAGCCGCAAAAGCAGCCUUCGGAUGGAUGAUGCCUUUGAGAGCGUCAGUGAGCUGGGGCCCCUGGAGCUGAUGAACCGGGAGAUGGACCUCCCCCCCUACGGGCCCCUCAAGAAGUCCCUGUCUGCGGAUUCGCUCAACUCUAUCUCUUCCGUGAACAACAACUUUGGCCAGGACUUUGUGCUGGGCCAGGUGGAGGUGAGCAUACACUACGAGCCCAGCAACCGUAUGCUGCGCGUGGUCGUGCUCCAGGGCAAGGACCUGCUGGAGAAGGAGGACCCCGCCUUUGAUUCCUGCUUCCUGCGUGUCAGCCUCGUGCCCGAGGAGCAGAUCGUGGGCAUCUCUCGGAUCCAACGAACCGCUUACUCCAUUUUCUUUGAUGAGAAGUUCGUCAUCACCGUGGAUCCCUCUGUCCUGGAGGAAAGCAGCUUGCGCUUCUCUGUCUAUGGCAUUGAUGAUGAUGAUCGCAAUGUCAUGACCGGCGUGGUCGACCUGAAGCUGUCCGUCCUAGAGCUGCCCCAGCAGCCUUUCUGUGGCUGGCUCUAUCUGCAGGAUGUGAACAAGGUCUCCGAUUCGGUGGGCGAAAUCUUGCUCUCUCUCAGCUACCUGCCCACGGCUGAGCGACUCACUGUGGUGGUAGUGAAGGCCAAGAACCUCGUCUGGACUAACGAAAAGGCGACUGCUGACCCCUUUGUCAAGGUGUACCUGCUGCAGGACGGGAGGAAGAUAAGCAAGAAGAAGACGGCCGUCAAGAGGGAUGAUGCCCACCCGGUGUUCAAUGAGGCCAUGAUCUUCUCAGUCCCUGCCAUUGUGCUACAGGACCUGUCUCUGAGAGUGACCGUGGCCGAGUGCGGCAGCGACGGGCGGGCCGACAACAUUGGCCAUGUCAUCAUUGGCCCACUGGCCAGUGGCAUGGGCAUCACCCACUGGAACCAGAUGCUGGCCACCUUGCGCAAGCCUGUGUCCAUGUGGCACCCUGUCCGGCGAAACUAGGAGUCCCCAGAUGCUGAAGCUGGGGGCCAGACGCCGACGGCCCUUGCCUGGGACCCUCUAUCUACCCUGGGUUCCAGCACAGUCUCUGCUCUCUCAAGCUCCUCUCCCCCCAUUCCCAGCUGCGUGAAAGGGGAAUACGGUUCCAUUGGACUCUGCCCUUCUUUGCCCUGCCUCCCCGCCCCCUCCCCCUGCAACUAGGACUUAUCUGGUUACCACCAUUGCCUAUUUCAAGAGAAGAAGGAGGUCUCCACUUGCAAGGAUCAGAGAUGGCCUCUCCCGCUGGCCUUGGGCACAAGCCAAGCCCUCAGAAGGUUGGGAGAGGAGGUACCAAGGCUGAGCUGGACACCGAGGGCCAACCCAUAGGCAAUUUCACUGCAAGCCCCAGAUGGGCUUUUCUUUGGUCUUAGAGUCAGAGCUGAAAUGAACUCAGCUCUCUGAGCCCACCCAACUAGGCGAAAGUGGAGGAAAUCCAAGUCUAGGGUCCUACCUUCUCCUGAAUCCUCCUGGAUGGAUGCUUUCAUCUUCACAUGCUCCACGAGGCCCACACUCACUCUCUUUGAGGACUGGUCCUACUUCAACUGGAUGUCUGGGCUCUAGAACAUAUGGAGAAAACCCAAGAAAGAAUUAACCUCACUCCCAUUUCCAUCCUGCUCCACAAGUUGACAGAGUGCUUUGCUCAAAGCCACCCUGGGACAAAGGAUACACAGGCCAUAUUAUCCCCAUUUUACAGAUAGGGAAACGGCUCAGAGAUGAGGAGGGGCUUGCCAAGGUUACCUGACAAGGAAAUGGAGGAGACAACCUGGAACUUGAGAAUAUUCUGCCUCGUGGUUGGGCCCUUUGUCCAAGGGGAAACCAGUUGGAUAAUGAUGAAUGAGCCCUACUGUGUGCUCAGUGCCAAGAGGUGUGGGGGAGGCCAAAGACCGAGUGAUUUCUGGGGUGCUCACAGCUCCAGCUGGAGACACACAAUGUAUGAGACCCAAACAACACGAGGGACUGGACAGACUCCAAAUGCUACAAGGAUAAAGAGAAGAAAGGUCGGUGUGGACAGAAACAGUCAAUGAAGACUUUCUGGAGGUGGGGGGAAAUUUCCCGCUUCCCUGCAGGAAGGGCAGAUAAUCUGGACCAAGGAGUAGUGGAUUUGUGCAGGGACAGAAUAGGCUACUCUCUCUGGAAAGUGUGUUCUGGUGACUGGCUCUGUGUGCAUGGUAGGAUCUUGGUGGUGUGGAUAAGGACAGUCAUGGAGCUGGGAGGGAUCCUGGGGGAAACAGCCCUUUCCAGCUGAGGACACUGGGCCUUGGGAAGUAGCUCCUGGUAGCUCAGGGGCUAAUCUGUGACCCUAGAAAAGUAAACAAUCCCAAAGGAAAGCCAGUCCAGGAAAAAAAAAUGCCAGACUCUCAGUCCUGCCCCCUUCUCAAGCUCUGAGAAGCUGACUAACUGCGAAGAACCCCAGGUGGGCCACUGUCCAACCUGGGGAUCUUGGGUACUGGGCCACUAGGUGUGCAUUGUGGACAUCGGAGAAUAUGGAACAUCAGGGAGGGACCUCAGAGCAGAGAACAUGGGAUGGCAGAGUUAGAAGAGCCUGGUGGCAUCCAGCCUCUUUAUGUUAUAGAAUAUGGGACUGCUGCCCAAUCUGAGGCUGGUCCAAUCAGAUCAUCUAACAGAGAGCCCCCAGAAAGAGCAGUUUUUUUUACUAUUGACAAUUACCAGUAGUCAGGGAUUGAGUGACCAGGGGAACCUCCGAACUCAAGUUUAUGGCUGUUUCAGACCACACUGGCUCCUCGCACCUUGUCACCCCACCCCAAGUCAUGGUGCCCCCAGCAAGAAGCCCCCAAAGAUCCCUUUCUGAUUGACAUUUCCAAGUGUUCCCCUUAGCCCAGCUUGGGUAUAUCAUUCUCCUUCCCGCCCAAAAAAAACCCACACACAGCCCACUCACUAAAAUAACGACCAUCCCAAAACAGCCACACUAUGUGACUCUUAAAACCAGAAGCACGACCGCAACAGACGUUUCAGGAUAGCUCCAAGCAGCUGACAGGAGUCCAGCCAAACCUUAUUAAAUCAAGAUGCUGAUGAUGGCGGCUGAUUUUACCUGAGCAGCACUGCUCCUAUCAGUCGGGCUGGUGUCGGGGCCGGCAGAGGGCAAAAAAGGGAGUGUAAGGGUGACCCUAGGGAAGUGAUUUCCUCUUUCUGGGUUUCCAAACUGAGGGAAUUAGUAUUGCUGAUCCGGAAGGUCCCUCCCAGAGCUAAUGAUCUAUGACUAAGUCACUUAAGUUUUCCUGAUCUGCCAAAUGGGGGAGCUGGAUGAGGGACUCUGGAGCAGUCCAGCCUUAUGGGGCUCUGGGAUCCUUGAUCACAGCUCGAGGAGCUAGCCUUUCAUUUUAUCCAGGAGGAAACUGAGACCCCUUUACAUUUCUUUGGAGAUUAAAAUAGGCCAGCUCAGCUCAGGAUGCCCUGAUGCUUGAGCACCUCCAGCAGUAGAGUUCAGGUAGGAAACGGCACCUGGCUGGCAGUGCCCAGGUAACCUGGGCUAGUCCUUUGAUGUGCCAAUGACAAAGGAUCCUUAUCUGUCCCUUGGGCUCACCUGGCCUCAACACUGGAAAGCUGGCCAAACUGCAGUCCUUUAAACAAGAUUUCUGCUCCAAUUUCAGGGACUGGCCUUUCCCUGAAGCUGGCUGUUUCGCUGCCAGAGAAUGUGGCCUUGAUAGGCAGUUAUGGUCAGCACAGGCCCCUGGUCCCUCCAAAGGGUUCUGAGCGCCCUCGGGGCCUGACCCAGAUUCCAGACCUUUCUUGUGUCUUUUUGGUUUGUUUUCUCCCUAAAGCAGAGAAGGCUCAUUACCCAGAAGGCUUUUACUCAUUUCCAUACACACAGAUGCUUUAUAAUCUACCACUUUCUUUGAGACAGUUCCUGGACACAGGAGGUUCAGGGGUUGUUAUGCCCACUUUACAGAUGAGGCAAAAAGCUUAGAGAGGUAGUACUAAGGCCCCCAAGGUUAUAAAGUGGCAAAGCCUGGGCUUGAACCCAGGACCUCCAAUUCUAAGACAUUCUCCCCGAUUGACCCAGAUAGCAAACAACUUUAUUUAGGUACUUCCUAAGCUACCAAAGGAGCUUGCUGAAGGGCGCUCCGACUGUUCUCAGCUGGGGGUGGGAGGGUGUAGGUCAAGGCAGGUGAGAGAGGUGCUCACCCCAGCCGGCUGACUGGUCCUUCUUUUAACAACUACUUCUUGGUAACUCGGUGCUAAGCUCUUUCGCUACUGAAGGACUCCAGAUGGUGUGAGCAGCCCUCCAAAUGAGAUGCCCAAGAGAAAAGUCCUUGUUGGCCCAGCCUAGGUGCAGCUCUGGCACCAAGGAAGCACUUCCUGGCGAUGAGCUGGCCAUCCUUGGCCUGGGCACCUGGCUGGAAGCUGUGUAGUGUUAGGGCUCUCCACCCCCUUUCCCGGAGCCUCCGUUUCCCCAGGCCCUAGAUGGUCCUAGAGUUUUCAGCCUCCCAGCCCCUUGGGGUUUGAGGGAAGGGCUAAUGUGUUCCCCCAACAUUUUCCCCCAUGGGCAGGACAGAGCAGCAUCCCCUAACCUAAAAACUCCAAAGAGCAGAGUUAACCCUUGUUGUUGUUGUUUGUAAGUGCAUGAAGUGUAACAAAUAUGUGUAACAAAUGUGCUGAGGUAUCCGUGAUCUGACUCCCCCUACCUAAAAAAUAAAGCAGCUGGAGAAAAUA
Molecule: messenger RNA, 4935 nt
Organism: Trichosurus vulpecula (common brushtail)
Lineage: Eukaryota; Metazoa; Chordata; Mammalia; Diprotodontia; Phalangeridae
Gene: SYT12
Product: synaptotagmin 12
Exons: 6
Coding region: 196-1227 (343 amino acids)
Biological process (GO): cellular response to calcium ion; regulation of calcium ion-dependent exocytosis; regulation of dopamine secretion
Cellular component (GO): membrane
Molecular function (GO): phosphatidylserine binding; clathrin binding; SNARE binding
Source: RefSeq, a predicted model, not a curated record